Messenger RNA from Sipha flava (yellow sugarcane aphid), 1123 nucleotides. Its product is annotated as gustatory and odorant receptor 63a-like. The transcript has 7 exons. The record is from RefSeq and is a predicted model, not a curated record. The coding region runs from base 50 to 1123 and encodes 357 amino acids. Lineage: Eukaryota; Metazoa; Arthropoda; Insecta; Hemiptera; Aphididae. Gene Ontology annotation, biological process: sensory perception of taste. Gene Ontology annotation, cellular component: membrane; neuronal cell body; axon.
AUAUAAAUACUUGAAUUUUUUACUUCGAUCGGUGUGUAUCAUCACACGAAUGCCCUCUCAUGAGAAAUCUGAAUCGAUUAUUUCAGACAAUUAUAUUACACUGUUAGAAUGGACGUAUACAGCAGUGUUCUAUGUUUUUUCGUGUUUCACUUUGUAUGACUUGAUCUACGCUAAAAGUUUACUGAAGCCGUUCGUAGAUAACUUCACUAUGGACAGCAUUAACUAUGUGUUGAUUACGUCGUUGUCUAUUGGUAUCGUUGUGUUGAAUCCCUUGUUGGCCAGCAGAGCACACGAGAAUCGAGUAAAAUACUAUCAACUUUGGAGAGAAUACCAGAUUAAAUACGAGCAGUACACAUUUUCGAAAUUGAAUCUCGGCUCUUCUAUUUUUAUAUUUUCGGUAAUUAUCUGUGGUAUAAUCGCAACGACACUGGAGUUGGCUGCAAACUGUUUGUUGACGUCGCAAUUUACGUCCGCUUACGUGUAUGUCUAUUGGCUCAUUUAUUUUUACACAAACUUUACGACCGUCCUGUGGGUCACGGAUUGCCACCUAUUGGCCAAUGCAUCAGAGAAUUUGAUCAACCGAUUACUAAUGAUGGCUAUGAAAACUUCUUCGGACAAAAUCGACGAUACUUUAGAACCACGUGUAUUCGGUCGUUACGUUGAACUGUGGAGAAAACUUUCAAAUAUGACCGGGAGACUGAUUGAGACCGGACGUGGUCUGUACGAUCUAAAUUUUUUCAUACAGUCUGUAAUCGUCAUACAAGCGUUUUACGGAAUCGCUGGCUUGUAUAUAGGACAGCACCAAUCGAUCCAUUACAAUAUAUAUUAUCCGACCGCAAUAUGGUCCAUUUUGAAUUUGAUCGUUCUCUGCGAGGCGGCGUAUUCAGUCACUUCUCAGGUAGGAUUUAAAACCAUGGUAGCGAUACAGUCGAUGGCUUGCAGUAAGUUCAGUUUAGAAACUCAAGAGCAGAUUUUCAUGGCUUUGAAAACAAUCCAGUCCGACUCACCCGAAAUAACUGUAGGUGGUUAUUUUACUUUGGACCGUGUUUACUUAAUAACCUAUCUCGGAGUGGCCAUAUCGUACAUAAUUGUUCUAGUACAAUUUAAAAUUGGAACAUUGUAA